This is a messenger RNA of Cladocopium goreaui, 378 nucleotides long. The record is from the annotation of a GenBank genome assembly. Lineage: Eukaryota; Dinophyceae; Suessiales; Symbiodiniaceae.
AUGCAUCAAAGACAUGGACUAAACGAGUCUCUCCCAUCACAUCCAAGAUGGAUUUUGCAAAGAUGCAAGUGCCGCCUCUCCAAACUCCCAAUUCAGCAAAAUCACCUGGAACAGCAUUUGCCAUCACCUGCCACAGGAUAUCGGCCACAUUUCUUAAUCGCACCAAUCCCACCAUGGUAUGGCCAUGUGGCGGCCAGUCCAGCGGUGCUUGUGUCGCCACAGCGGCUUUCAGCCGGGGUGAGCACUCCCGUCAAGGCCAACGCCAGGAGGCGGACAUAUGGCUGGGCUCAUGGCACGUUUUUUGCCGAAGCUUAUUGGCUCGGUGGCCAAUCCCAAGUUCUCCAACUUGGUCGUAACCGGAAUCGGUGGAUGACUUAG